Messenger RNA from Xiphias gladius (swordfish), 1480 nucleotides. Its product is annotated as phosphatidylcholine transfer protein. The record is from RefSeq and is a predicted model, not a curated record. Lineage: Eukaryota; Metazoa; Chordata; Actinopteri; Istiophoriformes; Xiphiidae. The transcript has 6 exons. Gene Ontology annotation, molecular function: phosphatidylcholine binding; phosphatidylcholine intramembrane carrier activity. Bases 29 to 670 code for a protein of 213 amino acids.
UUGGGGGGGUGGGGUGGGGGGGGGCGUCAUGUCGCUGCCGUUCACAGACGAGGAGUUUCAGAGUGCCUGGAGGGAGCUGGACGAGCCGCAGCUGGCGGGAGGAUGGGAGCCGUUCACCGAGACCAUGGGAGUCACGAUCCACCGCCUCCACGACAAGGAAACGGGACUUUAUGAGUACAAAGUCUUCGGUGUGCUCACCCCCUGCACUCCAGAGCUGUGCGCAAACGUCUACAUGGACCUGACCUAUCGGAAACAGUGGGAUGGAUAUGUGAAAGAGCUCUACGAGAAGGACUUCGAUGGCCAGUCAGCAAUCUACUGGGAAGUGAAGUACCCGUUUCCUCUGUCCAACAGAGAUUAUGUGUACGUUCGGGAGAGGAGAGACCUGGAUGUGGACGGCAGGAAGAUCUGGGUGAUCCUGGCCAGAAGCUCUCCGGAGACGCCGUUUGCAGAAAAGAGCGGCGUGCUGCGGGUCAAAGACUACAAGCAGAGCCUCGCCCUGGAGAGCGACGGAGCCUGUGGGACUAAAGUUUUCAUGAAUUACUUCGACAACCCCGGUGGUAUGAUUCCUACCUGGCUGGUGAACUGGGCAGCUAAGAGUGGGGUUCCAGGUUUCCUAACGGACAUGCAGAAGGCCUGCAGCAGUUACGAAACCUACUGCCAGAAGAAAUGAACCCGGCUGACGGGACGGGGGCUCCUGCACAAGGGCUUUGAUCCAUUUUUUUUAUUGUUUUCGUUUCGGGAGAUGAUUUGAUGUUGUGUGUUCAAAUUUGACUUUUCUGUGUGGGGUUGAAUGUGGCAUGGUGUGGGCUGCUACCUUGUCGCCGUAGCAUGCUGUUGACUCAGGCAUGAUCUGCAUGACCAGCCGCCCUCAGGCUGCUGUGAAUCACUUCUGUUCCAUUGUGCUGUAUUAACCACUACUAUGAUGUCUUUUCUGUGCACUCCUUGCAAGCUCCGGUCCCCACCGGGAUUUAGGAACUUUCACGAGGUAUUUAUUAAGCCAAUUUUAAUACGUUUUGAGUUUUUCUUUUUUAUAGAAAUACUUUUGGCCCCACACGGUGAAACAAUGAUGAGGAAAACUUGCAGCUUCCUGCAUAGGUCUUAGUCACUUUUCCUUCUUUUCAUUUUGUUUACUCCACACGUUAACUGUGACAGAAUCCCAGAUGCAAUAUAAUUUGAUUUAUCGUUUGUUUGGUCACACUGGAAUCUUCUUGUCCUUUUCAAUUCACUGGAACUCAAUCGUUUUAUUUUAUUUUUUUUUUUACAAUGAAGUGAAACUGAACAAUCUACACUUCUUGUGUCAUGUUAUGGAUGCAUAUGGUCAAAGAUGUGGUAUCUGAGUAUCUGUUACUUAGGCUGUUCCUCAGUACCUCAGCACUCCUGUUGAUACAGAUGAAUGUGGUUUAAUCUGGUCAUGAAAUGCCUAUUACUGUGUAAUAUUGCUGCGUUAUUGAAACUAAUAAACUCAAAUUUGACAUUUAGA